AUGAAUGGCUUUUCACCCCCUAGAAAUCCUUAUUCUCGGGAUUAUAAUGACGGCCCUUCUCCCCCGAGACGUGCCCAACCGCCUGGGCCGGGUGCACGAAUGAUGGUCGACGGCUACCGCAAGGAUGCGAACAAUAAUUUUGGCAGGGACGCCUUGCGAACCAAUCCGGCCCAAAGGGACCCUAAUCGACCACGAAGUUCUGCCUUAGUAGACCUCAACGACCCUAUCCAAGUCCACCUCCUCACCGAGACCGCCCUAUUCGACAGCCGCCAAUUCGUAAUCCUCUCGCAAGAAGAAGUCGACGAUUUGAAAAAACAAUGUCAGACCAUAACCCAACGUAUCGAGACGACCCGCGCGAAUCUCGCCGUCCAGAUCAAGUAUCGAGAUGCUGCCGCAAAUAUGGCGAAGCUCUUCUCACCUACCCGAUCGUCGCCUGGCAGACGGACCCCAUUCGGAAGCCAGGCUGGCAACCGCGAUAGCGCUGAGCAGGCAGAGUUAGAGCGUCAAGUCUCCGAGAGGAAAUGCGAGGAGCUGGCCUCGGAGCUUUGGGGUCUUGAAAAGCGGAUCAUGGAGCCGCAACGCCGCCUACUAGAACACACCGCUGCCAUAUUACAACUAACCCACAAGGGCUCGAGCAAGAAGCAACAACAGCCAAGUCUGCUCCCGAUAAAUGGCAUGCCAGGAAGUCCCGAAAGCCUUUAUACUUACUCUAAUGGACGGUCUAGCGUAGACCUGGAGUUUCAGAGGUCUAUGGAAAUUCCUCCAAAAUCUCCCAUCCGGGAACAGACAACCAAACUCCGUGGGGAGGCCGACCGGUUAAAGCAGGAGAACGACCAGCUACGGGCCCAAACAGAUGCCUAUAGUUUGGAGAUGGAUGCUCUACGGCAGGAGUCCUCCGACAACGAACGAGACAUUAUGGAUCUGGAGCAGAAACUGGAAUCCUUGAACUCAUCUCUCCGCGAUGUCAUCGUGAAGUUCAACCCCGCGAAGAAUUCCGACUUCCGCAUGCCUCCUUCGAGCAGAGACUCGCCGAGGGGUGCGCGACCAGCAGCCAUUAUCGGCGAUCAGCUCGACUACCUUGCCAGCACGAUAUCAGCUGUCAAGCAGGAGCAGGAGCAAGGACAUUCCCGCUCCCGCUCUGUCGACGAUGAGGCCUCCGCAGCAGUAGCCAUAGCUCAAGCUGAAGGCCGCUUAGAUGCCGUCAACAGGCAAAUCACCGACCUCCUCCUCAGCGUUAAUGCAAAACCACCACCGCCUCCUAACCCGGCGCAGCUUCAAGGGGGUGAUCUAGAAUUAGAUGACCGCAUUAGCUAUCUUCAGUACUCUCUCCGAGUUGUUGAGACGGAGUUGAUUCAGGCGGUGGAGGCUGCUGGUAAUUUGCAGCCAGUACCUUCAGGAGGCAAUUCUGAGCCCUUACUCAGGGAGCUUUGGGAUAUUAUCCAGGACGGAUUUUCGGAGCUCCGUCGUCAGCGGGAGGAUCGUAAGAAAGUACGCCAGGAGAAGGGUCUGGAUGAUGAUGAGGAUGAGAUGGCCAUCGACGAGUCGUUCGACGCCAAUGAGCCAUUCUCCGCCACUGGUCUAUCUAUCCGUAUCCGGUCUCUCUCCUCUCAGAUUUCCAAAUUGACCGAGCACAAGGUCGUGCUGAAGAGGCAGAUUAAGCAGCAACGCGAGCUCAACAACAAGUCGAGUGGCGAGAAGGAUAUCGAGCUGCAGAAUAGGGAUGAGGAGAUCGAGAGGAGAAUUCUGGAGGCUCGAAACAAGGAGGACGAGCUGCAGGCUAAGAUUGCCAUCAUUGCGGAUAAGGAUUCGGAGCUUCUCGACCUCGAUAAGAAGGUCUUCGAUCUGGAGUCCAAGAUUGCCGAUCUCGAUGCCGAACUGAAUGAAGCUCGUAGCUUAAGCGCCAACUCGGUAGCUAGCGCCGGGGAUGUCGAGGCCAAGGACCGUCGCAUUAAGGAGCUGGAGGCCGAGAUGGCCGAUAUGCAGCAGAUUCUCGAGAAAUCCCGAGCCGACGCCACCCAAACACAAGGAAUGCUCCUGUCAGCCCUCCGUGACCUCGACACGGCCAACCGCAACGCCGAGACGAUGGAGUCCGAGAACCUCAAGGCCGCCCGCGCCGAACUCGAGGAGAAGACCGCCAAGCUCGCCGCUCUCGACUCGAGCAGCAAGGACCUCGAAAGCCGCCUCAACAUGACGGAAGCAAGCCGCAGCGAGCUGCAGACGCGCAUGGACGAGAUCGACGGCAAGAUCGAGUCCCUCGAAGUCGAGCUCGCCGAGGCGACAGCCGCCCGAAAAGCAGCCGAGCUGUCGUCCGAGUUCAAGCAGAAGGAGCUCGAUGGCAAGCAACGCGAGAUCAAAGAAAAAGACGACGUCCUCGACAGCCUCAACAUGAUGGUCGUCGAGCUCAAGACGGAACUCACCAUCGCCCAGGCCGAGCUCGAGGGCGCCUACGGCUCCCGCGCCGAACGUGCCGCCGACGUCGCGGCCCUCAAGAGCAGCGACGAAGUCCGCCAGCUCAACGGGCAGAUCGACACGCUCAAGGGCGAACUCGAACAGACGCUCAAGCAGCUCGAGGACAUCACGCGCGAGACCAUCAACGCCGAGCGCGAGAAGCUCGAGAUCGAGGGCAAGCUGGACGAUGCCGUCGCAGCGAGGUCCUCUCUCGAGGCGGAGAUUCAGGACCUUCGCGAUAGGUUGGACGCGGAGAUUCUUGCGUCGCGCGAGAAGAUUAAUAAGCUUCAGGAGGAGCUCGAUGCGCAGAGGCUCAAGGUCGUGGGGACGGGUGAAGGGGGGUCGGUGAGGGCUGGGGCUGGGGCGUCGAUGUUAAGUGAGCAGUUUAGGGCGACGAUGAGGGAGGAGAGGAAGAAGUUCCAGGAAGACAUGAGGGAAGAGCAAGCUAGGCGGCGGAAGCUCGAGGAUGAGCUUGCGCGUUUACGCAAGACACUAGGGCCCGGCAAGAGCCCUCUUAGUCCGAAGCCCUCUUAG
Messenger RNA from Scedosporium apiospermum, 2982 nucleotides. RefSeq lists its product as uncharacterized. The record is from RefSeq and is a predicted model, not a curated record. The transcript is spliced from 2 exons. Bases 1 to 2982 code for a protein of 993 amino acids. NCBI's taxonomy places the organism in Eukaryota, Fungi, Ascomycota, Sordariomycetes, Microascales, Microascaceae.